Messenger RNA from Trypanosoma brucei brucei TREU927, 1554 nucleotides. RefSeq lists its product as hypothetical. Gene Ontology annotation, biological process: protein homooligomerization. The coding region runs from base 1 to 1554 and encodes 517 amino acids. The record is from RefSeq and is a predicted model, not a curated record. Gene Ontology annotation, molecular function: protein binding. Lineage: Eukaryota; Euglenozoa; Kinetoplastea; Trypanosomatida; Trypanosomatidae. The transcript has a single exon.
AUGCCUCCGAGAAGUGCUGGGGUGCGCGAAAGGCAAAAGCGAACUCGCGAAGACAGCAAAACCUCGGGGCAACUGCACAAACGCCAAAAGGUCCUGCCAGCGACUGCAACUCACCUCGCCGAUGACACUUCUGCAGAGCCGUUCUCACAAGAAGAUGUGGACAGAGAAAAUCUCACAAAUCAUGGACCUUUGGCAGCCUACUCGUCGAGUUCCGUAAUGGAAGCGGCGAGCUUGCGGAACGAGUUAAAGGAGCAUGUAAGCAGAUGCCAGCUGAUCGUACGGAAUGUCGGCUCCCUCGUGCAGCAACGGGAGUCGUCGACUGCGGCAAUGGCCACACUGCCUUCCUUAUGCAGUAUAUCCCCCCGAGAGGUAGUUCGCCUCAACGUUGGUGGUGAGAUAUUCACUGUGCCUCUGCAGUUAUUAUUAAAAAAAGAUGGAGGUGACACCUACUUCGAUAUGUUGUUUAGGUACGGCGCAGCUGGUGGUGAGGACAGCCCUUACCCGACUAGCUUCCAACCUCCCUUGUUGGAUGAUACUGGGGCGCUCUUCAUUGACAGAGACCCAGGUACAUUCCGGUUUAUCCUUAACUAUCUUCGAGGAUCCCGCAUGCUUAGCAUGCUGAGUGAGGAUCGGCUCUCCAUGUUGAAGACCGACGCACAGUAUUUCCAGCUGCACGGUCUCAUAAAGGAACUAAGUGAUGAGUCAAAGGAAACGGGCAUUAAGUUCAAUCCUGGUCCCGGUGUGAACCUGGAGCGGAACAAGUUUCGCGUUGUAUACAGCAUCGCAACAAUUGGAGAAAAUUUCCUCAUUACAGGAUGCCAUCGUAUAACAUUCGAAAUACUGAAUAGUGAGUAUGUAGGAAUCGGACUGAUAUCCGACAUGUGUGUUAUGUCGGAUCAAGAGUUUCACAAAACAUUGCACUGCUGUGUUUACUACAUGACGGGUGUGUUCUACUCCAACUUCCCGCAUCACCGAAAAGAGGAUAGACUCGAGGCGCUGGAUAAGGGUGAUUUUGUCUCUCUCAUGGUAGAUAUGAACAAACGCGUCGCCGAGUACACGCUGAAAGGUUCAGUAAAAACGAUACCUCUCGGCAACGCGCGUAAGUUGCGCUUCGCUGUGGUUAUGAAAAUGAACUCGCGGAUUCGUAUUGUUCCCGAGGAGGAGGCCAGGAAGUUGCCACUUUUCCGCCGUAGGUUAUAUUCAAGUGAUGUUGACUCUGUGGAUAAUGCGCUUUCUUUGGCGGAUGAACGAGACGGAUUCACGCAACUUUCACAGAACAGUGGUGCAGGGGCUGUAGAACUCCCGACGGCGAUGACGCUUUUCUCACAGCUACAACAACAGCAACAUCAACGUCAGUUACCACCCCCGCAAGGGGCAGUGCAAGACUCCGGUGAUCCUAAUGCAGUUGAUCCUUCACUACCGUUUCUAGAUGACGGCAAUGGCGGAACCGUGCGGCCGCUCACACUUGAUUUCACAGCGGAAGAUAUCUUUCCCGUUGACGUUGAUGAAACGGAAGCGUUUCACCACCGCAGCGCACCGCAAGAAGGCGAAUGA